AUGCCCGGGAACAUUACGUGGAAAGAAGGGUUCUCCCAGGACGAUGACCCGUACGGUUACAGAAGCCGUAAGAGAAAGUCGGAUCGGGAUGACGAUGUUGUGGCGCGGACCACAAAGAUACCGGGGCCAUCACUGAAGCCUCUCACCCCGAGACCUUAUGACCUUAGUGUGGAGGAAAAUGCAGCGGUCGUGGCUGCUCAGCAUGAGAAAUGGCAGGCGGACUGCAAGAAGAAAAGAGAGCCCGAGCCCAAGCCAGUAUAUUCUGACAAGCAAAAGAAGUGGGCUAAGUCAUUUUUGACCGAACCGUCCCAAGCCGCGAAGAAUCUGCCUGACUACUAUUCACAUGAACUUCGUAGGCAAGCAUUCAUCUUGAAGGAGAAGCAAGAGUUGGCGGAGAAGCAGGAGAAGAAAGCCUCUCAUAGUGAAAGUAAAAAAGAGGGGAAACAAGUUGCCCAGCUCGGGGCACAGAGUAAACAAUCCAUCGCCCCUCUCAUAGUGAAAGCCGCCGGUCCGGAUGACCCCGAAAUCAUAGCAGCUGCGGCAAGACAGGGAUUGACUGUAGCGAGUGCCAUAGAACAAGCGGCCAACUUAGGUCUGACUCUUCGUGCAGUGUUAGGCCUUGAUGAGGCAACAAUGAAGGACGUAGUAAUUACAUAUGUGUCGAAUGGGCCUCUCGUCGAGCCUGCGCAGGAAAAGGAUCUACCUCCGCAAAUGACAGGUCUGCUAAAUUGGUACAAGGCUUACAUAAAAUUAAAAAACGCCAAAGACUAUAUUUAUGCGGAAGUUAGACCUGAGCAUCACUUCAAACAUUACUAUGUACAAAUUCAUCGGAGUGAAUUGUUCCAGCUUUUCAAUCUGCGCGAGCUCGACAAAUCUAUCAUCAGUUGCUACGUUCUAAUGAAGAAGCGGGAAUGCAUGAUAAGGAACAUCCAUGAUGUUGGGUUCAUUGACCCACAUAUCGUUAAUUCAUAUGUGUUACAACAUUUUCCCGCCGACAUGGAGGCCGACCUGUGGAUGUUUUUAUCAAGUCAGGAACUCAAAAGUGAUAUUCUAUUUCCUUACCAUUUUGGGUUCCACUGGAUUCUGCUAGUAAUUCAAUUUGACGACUCCACAGUUCUCAUCCACGACUCUCUGAAUCUGAAUGCAAAGCUUUGGGCCGACUUGAGAAAAAUGAUGCAGAAGUAAUUAUAUAUUUUCAUUCACUUGCGCUCUAUAUCGAUCGGCCUAUUUUGUUCAUUUCCUAAUAUCAAGUAACUAAUAACUCUCUUGUUCAUUUAAUUUUCUUUGCCUCGUAGGGUUUGGACACGGUUCGUAGACACAAAGAUCGGUGAAUUCAAAAAAGAGCUACAGUGGAAAAGGGUAGUGUCUGCGACCCAAGAUAUUCAGCCAAAGGGGACCAAUCUAUGUGGAUACUAUGUUUGUGAGAUGAUCCGGAGAUACACCUCUGAGCGGAUUUCGUGUCCGAACAACAUUAGCAGGAAUAACCUUCGGAAGACGCUUAGUCUAGAAGCUCGCUUCCGACCACUUCAAGAGGAACUAGCUGGAUGGAUCGCGAAGCAAGUCAUCGAUCCUAGUGGAGAACACUAUGUAGAGGAUGUAGAACUUCAUAUGCAGUAAAUCAUAUGUAUGGAAACUAGUUCAAAAUUGUAUAUGGUCAUCGAUAUUGAAUAUAUAUUGUCAAUUCCUCUUGAAUUCUUUUUGGUUCUAAUUUCAAAUUUGUUUGAAAUUGUACGUUCAUAUGCAUGUAUAUGUAGUACCGUAGAAUAUGUGAAACUCCUUCAAAAUUAAAAUAAAACAGAAA
Lolium perenne is the source of this 1801-nucleotide messenger RNA. The record is from RefSeq and is a predicted model, not a curated record. Lineage: Eukaryota; Viridiplantae; Streptophyta; Magnoliopsida; Poales; Poaceae.